Molecule: messenger RNA, 1385 nt
Organism: Xyrauchen texanus (razorback sucker)
Lineage: Eukaryota; Metazoa; Chordata; Actinopteri; Cypriniformes; Catostomidae
Exons: 7
Coding region: 297-1097 (266 amino acids)
Source: RefSeq, a predicted model, not a curated record
UUUUUGUGAAACAAUGCUACAGUGGUAAACACGUCUGACUCUGAGAUAAUGUGUUAAGUCCACAGAGGAUGUGGUGGCUGUGUUUCAGACACUGAUAAUGAAACACCAAAGAGUUACAGAGCAUAAUGCUUCCAAGAUGGUAAUGGGGCAAAGAGCUUUUGAGUUACACCAUCCAAAGUCUUUGUGAUCUUGCAAUUUUUGCAUUUCUUUUAAUAUAUAUUUAUGUAUUCUCUCAAAUUAAAAAUAGAUAAAUAAAUAAAUAAAUAAAACUUACCAGUAUCUUUACAUGCCAAGUAAUGUGGUACCUGGUCACAGCACUACUCGUCUUUACAGUAUAUGGAAGCCAUGGUUGUGUAAUGAUGAGUCCAGACCAGAAGGUUGUAAUUGGGACAGGCGUCUAUUUGAUGUGUAAUUUCUCCAAAUGUCCUCAGCCUCUGGACACCAACUCUCUUAGUGUGGAGUGGGAAUUCCAGGAUAUCUCAUCUAAGAAUAAAAUAAUCAUCUACUACAUCGGAAAUCAAACUGUAUCAAUACUUCCUGAUGUACUUUUUCUGGGAAAUGUAAAAUUGGGGAGCUUUGAUAUACUUCUCCAUUCCGUGACCUAUGAAAACAAUGGAACUUACUUGUGCAGACUGCGUCUCGAUGGCAUUUUCUACAAGAAUCAUACACACCUUUUAAUCCAUUCAGGAUCACAGAGAACAAUUAAAAAUACAGCUGUGAACCGUGCGGAGGUAUAUUUUCUCUGGUGGGUGCCUCUGGUGUCUGUAGCUGGGCUUGUGCUGUUAGUUGUUCCAGUGUUUUUAUGGAGGAAAGCUUGCAGAUCUCAACAGAAAGAGGACGUCUCAGCGCAAAAGUUGAAAGAGGUUCAAACCGGAACUGACACUAAUGACAUGGGCAACAUAUACAAGGUCAGAUUCAGUUCUAUGCCUAUUCUGGGAGACAUGUGCACUCCUCCGACCACUCCAAAUGCAGACAGCAUCUAUGUUACCAUGCGUGGUUUCCCCUUCAUGCCAAAUGAUCCUGUCAAAGCUGGACUGAACAGACGUCUUCCUUCUGAUUGGCAGGGGGAGGAUGUGGAACCCGUAUCGGGACAUUGAACUCACAUUUGCUACCCGAAUAGCUCAUAAUUGCUUGGUGCAAGGCUAAUAACAUAAGAAACACACACCGAAUCAUUCAUUAUUUAUAAUGAUGAGAAUGAAAGCAAUUUUUUAUUAUGACAUGGAAGUGCUUGAGGCAGUAGUUCCUUUUGUGCUGUUAUUUAAUCAGUACUUUUUGGGGUGUGUUAAACUUUGAAUUGUAUGUAUCUGAUAAAUUCUCACAGUUUUUUAUUUUAUAAUUUUUCUUUUAAAUAUAAGUUAAUUUAUUUGGUAAGUAAAUGUGUAAUA